This is a messenger RNA of Contarinia nasturtii (swede midge), 2401 nucleotides long. RefSeq lists its product as uncharacterized. The transcript is spliced from 6 exons. The record is from RefSeq and is a predicted model, not a curated record. The coding region runs from base 166 to 2133 and encodes 655 amino acids. NCBI's taxonomy places the organism in Eukaryota, Metazoa, Arthropoda, Insecta, Diptera, Cecidomyiidae.
UUUUUGAAAGCGUGCAUUCGGUUUGUAUUUCAAAUAAAAAAUUGUUGAAAUUGUUUUUAUGUAAUUAUCUACAAGAUAAUUUUAAUAAAAUUUCUCUUCGAAUGAUUGAAUUGUAUUGAAUCGUCACAAUAAAUAGCCGAACAUCUGAAUAAAAAUCAAAGCAAAAUGGAUGACAAAAUUAUGCAAGCCAAAAUGGAUGAGCAUCUAUCGAAUACCAAAUGGGACAUUCGUGCUGCAUUGCAAAGAUUUGAAGAAACGGGCAUAAAAAUCGAUCGAAAAUUUCGUCGAGAUUUUAUCAAACAAACAACCGAUUGUGUGAUUGAUACAUGCGAACGAUAUUGGGACGAAUCCAAGCAGAAGAAAUCACGCAAAGAAAAAUCAGCGGAAAGAUUUAGCAUUGAGGCUGAAAGAAAAUGUUCAAAACAACAAAAAUCAACGAAAUAUAGUUCAAUUGAAAAUGUUACAAGCAAAGCAUGUGCAGAGAAGUAUAGUCCGUCACGACGAAAGCGUGAAAAAGAAGAGAAAAAUUUUGAUGACAGUAAACGCCGCAAAGUUAUCGAUGUGACAGAUUCAUGCGAGGUGUUGGACACGGACAAAAUAGUGGCUAGAGCUGAUACAAAGCAAGAGAAUUCUACAUGUUUGUUUUAUUGCGCGCAUUGCAUAGAUACAAAUGCAUCGGAAGAACUAACUGGCGGUAGUAUUGAAGAUGUUUACAAACAUUGGCAGACAUCGCACAUCGGUUCAACGCCGUCGAAACCAUUCCAAUUCUGUAUGGCUGAAAUUGCAGCAUGUCAAUGUGGUGACGCUAUUGGUACCUAUCGCGAAUUGGUAAAACAUCAACAAAAAUUGCAUUCGAAUGAAGUGCUUGCAUUCGUUCGCUACAAUGAUCGUAAGAAGUGUGGCAUUUGCUUGAAAUCGACCGAUGCACUGACCUAUCACUUUGAAAGUGAGCACAAAGCAAUCAUGCAGAGUGACAUGUUCAAUCCAAUGCAGUUUUCUGAUGAUACGCUUGAUAAAUUGAUGAAAAUCGACGUACACAAGUACAAGAAACGUCAGUGUGGACACUGUGAAAUGGUACUUGACACAGAGGAUGAGCUUGACGCACAUCAUUUAAUCGAACAUGAACACAAGAAGAAGAUUUCCAAACAACAUACCGACCACCAAAAUAUCUACUUAAUUUGUGGAUAUUGUCAAAUGAAAGUUAUUCGUGAUGAAUAUUUCGGCCAUGUCAAGUCACAUCCGUACGUAUUCAAGUGUUGGAAAUGUACAUAUGAAUCGAAAGAUCUGGCAAAUCUUGUGUUGCAUGAUAAAAAUAUGCAUGAAAGAGAUACGUUGGAAUACCAUUGCUCCCAGUUUCCGAACUGGAUAAAAACCCAUUUCAACAACUCGAAAAUUAUUUUUCCCAACGGUUUGGUGCUUCAUAAUUACAAUUUAGCAAACACCAAACUCGAUGACAGCAAAUUGUUUGAUGUGUUCAUCGAUAGUUUGGUGGAAUUAACGAAAAUCAAAGCAUUAUUGCUGAUAAAAGGCACAACAAGUGCUGAAUCGCCCAAAGAAGAUAGUGUCAAAUUUUCGCCAAUUGCACCAGAAGAGUCCGAUUUUCUAGCGACCGAGCUGGAUAAACAAAAUGAACUGGCCAACAAUUUGGUAAUACUGAAAUUACCACGAAUGACAAACAUGGAUUUGCGACAAAUGUUUUUGAAAUUGUGCGAUAAGCUCAAGGUGAACAUAUCAACAGAUGAUAUACAAGAAAUUUAUCGACGUACUCGUGAUGGACGUGACACAGCACACGAUUUCCGCGAGGGGCCAGACGAUACGAUUGUCUGCUUGAAAAGCUAUCAAUUGAAGGAGGAUAUUCGAUACGCUGCUCAAAAGCACACGGUCUUUUCGGGUGAUAUUUUCGAUCUGCAACCAAAUCAAUGGUCCAAGCCUAUCAAGAUUAUCUCGCACACCACACGAUAUUAUUCGGAAAUGCUUUCCAUUGCUAAAGCGGCCCGCAACGAUCGUGUCAUUCAUAAUUACGAAAUGAGCCAGCGUGGUGUUCACAUCAAACGCUCACCAACGAGCGAUGAUCGCAUCUUUAUUUCAAAGACAGAACUGUUGAACUUCAUCAACCGUACACGAAAUGAAUAAUCUCAAAUUGUAAUGUUACAAUUUAAAUUUCGUUAUUCUUCGUCAAUGACGAAUGAUAUGACGAAUCGUCAUAUCCAAACGAUUAUCAUUUAAAAAUAGAUGAAUUUCUAUCAUUAAAGGUUAAGUCUGUGUUUGGUUAUAAUAACCAAUUACAAGUAUGGUUAUUACUUACACUUUUAUCGAUUAUUAUAAUAUUCCAUUUUUGAAAUAAAACAACGAGUUUUUUGUUCAUUAAAUACAAUAAAAUUCAGAAAAUUGGUAAAACAUA